Molecule: messenger RNA, 594 nt
Organism: Enterobius vermicularis (human pinworm)
Lineage: Eukaryota; Metazoa; Nematoda; Chromadorea; Rhabditida; Oxyuridae
Source: the annotation of a GenBank genome assembly
AUGAUGAGUACGGGUAGACUGCGUUUUGCUGUUAGCUGUUCUAGCAACAUGAAUCGAAGUAUGGAAGCCCACAGUUUUUUGCAAAAACGCGGUUUCAACGUUGAGUCUUUUGGUUCUGGCAGCCAAGUGAAGCUUCCAGGACCGUCUCCAGAUAAACCAAACUGCUAUGAUUUUGGAGUGGCUUCCUACGAUUUUAUUUAUAACGAUUUGAAACAGAAGGACUUUCAACUCUAUACACAAAAUGGUUUAUUGAAUAUGUUAGAUAGAAAUAGGCGAAUCAAAGAAAUGCCGCAGAAAUUUCAACAUUUCAAAGGAAAGUUUGAUGUUAUUAUUUGUUUGGAGGAACGUGUAUAUGAUCAGAUCUUGGAAGAUUUACAAACUCGUGAAACGAAUGAACAAGAGAGCGUUCAUGUGAUAAAUAUUGAUAUUCAAGACAACCACGAAGAGGCAACAAUUGGAGCUCUUUUUGUUUGCGACCUUUGUGCAAAGCUAGAGGCCUGCGAGGAUUUGGAUAACGAGAUUGAUGAGGUAUUGAAUGAGUUUGAGCAAAACAAUCCAAAACGAAAUAUUUUACAUACUAUAUGUUUCUAUUAG